GCACAAGGAAGCUUGGUGAUGGGCUCCGUGAGGUAGUCCGUGUUUCGUUCUACAUGGAAGUCUCCAUCAUUGGCCAUCAACUCGUGGCAGAUCGCUGAUUGACCUCUUCAGGCUGUUACAAGAUGGUCCUACUGUACAGGCCCAGAAGGGGAAGUUGGGCUUGAACCGUGCCAACCGAGAGAGUCGGCAUCAUAGCGUUGGCAGCGGCCGAGAAGCGAUGAGCCGCUGAAAAAAAAAUAUCAACAGUUGAAGGAAAGAAGCCCUUGGCAAUUGUUACAGACCUUGAAGGCCCCGCAACGAGUCACAAAGGCAGCGAAAAACAUCGUCUUCAUGUCCACGGUGCGAUUGGUUUUGCUCAACUUUGUCUCACUGUGCGCUAGCGCAGCGUCGUCUAUUACAAUCACCGCCAAUGCGGUUGAUACACAGCCCGCGGUGAUCGUAACGGCAUCGGACCACGCUUUACCAGCCUGGAAAUUGGCGCUUUCAGUGGUUGGGUUCAUAUGGUGGCUGGUGAUGAUUCUCAUAACGUACUACGGUGUUGUGGAAAUUGCGCUCAAGUUCAAUUCUCCAAAAUGUAUACCCGAAGGCGUACGGGUCGAGAAUGACAUGUCGAUACCAGACAACGAAGAGUUAGAAGGUGUGACGAUCAUCAGGCCCAUCAAGGGCAUUGACAGUGAAAUGGAGCUGUGCUUGGAGAGUGCACUGCUACAGAGAUAUCCGAAGCACAAGUUCCAAGUGCUCUUCUGCGUUGAAUCCCCAUCAGAUCCGGGAAUCCAGAUCAUUGAAGAGCUGAUCUCAAAGUAUAAAGAUUCUGUUGAUGUACAACUGCUCAUCGAUCAGGACUACGAGUCGAACCAUUCUGGCCCGAACCCGAAGAUCAACAACUUGACAAAGGGAUUUAAGAACGCCAAGUUUGACAUAGUCUGGAUUAUAGACUCCAACGUGUGGGUCAGUCCAGGAACGCUUCUCAGAUCAGUUUGCGCCUUGAAGAGAUCAACUGAUAAUGGUCGAAGAACAUCAAGACAAGUGAAACUGGUGCACCACGUUCCACUAGCCGUUUCCAUCAAGAAUGCAUCAUCGCUCAACUUGGGAGCAAAAUUGGAUGAGAUGUUCCUACACACGUCCCAUGCAAAGUUCUACGUGUUCUUUAACAAGGCAUCGUUUGCACCUUGUGUCAAUGGGAAAUCCAACAUGUACCGUAUAAGUGAUCUUGACAAAGCCGUCGAAGGCAUUGCUCGUGGCAAAAACAAAAUUAUAAAUAACAGUCCACGUAUUGCCAAAGCCGCAGAGAGAUACUGUGGUUCAAAAGGUGAAGGUAUUAGGUUCUUUGCACGUUACAUCGGUGAAGAUAACAUGAUUGGAAUUGCCCUCUGGGAUUACGGAAGAACUGCCAUGACAGGCGAUGUUGUUGUCCAGCCAAUCGGUGGAAGUGUUUCAAACACACUAUUGGACUACGUGGAUAGAAGGGUCCGUUGGCUAAGAGUCCGGAGAUAUAUGGUUUUAGCUGCCACUCUCUUGGAGCCAACUACAGAGAGUGUUCUUAUAGGGGUAUUUGGAUCAUUUGGAAUCUCCAAUCUGUGGCUUGAGGGAAACUACAUGGUUUCCAUAUUCCUAUUACAUGAGAUCGUGUGGUGCAUUGUAGAUUGGAAUCAAUCGUCAAUGUUGCAUGAACACUCGAGCAAGGAUAAGCUCAGCAUAUAUGAUCCUCCUUUCUUUCUAACGCAGGAAAGACAGCCUUUUAUUCAGUGGCUCUUCAUCUGGAUCAUUAGGGAAAUACUGGCGUUACCCAUCUGGAUCAUUGCCAUGUGCGGCUCCCAGAUUGACUGGAGAAACAGACCAUUCCAGAUUAAUUCAGAUUUGACUGCUGAAGAGUUAUGAGAGUGCGAAAUAGCUAUGGUUCUCUUGAGUUGAUCAUGAAUGAUUGAACGUGCACUUCCGUUAUACACUCCCCGUUAUAGAUAUCAAUGGUGUAUGCUUUCUGGCUUCGUAGCAGAGAUACAAGUAUAACGAGGAAUAGAAGCGUGGCGUUGUCUGAUCUUCCUGAUUCUUUUACUUCUUCUAGCUCAGCAAGGAUUUUGAAGUGACCUACUUCGAUGUAUGCCCUUUUGCAAAUCGCCUUAAACUAAGACUUGUCAGUUCAAUAUAGCUGUAAUAUGCUGUGACUUCGGUCAACUGCGAUAAAUGACCACCAAUAUCGAUCAAAGCACUCUCCAAAGUGUGUAAUCUUGAGUAAAGCUGCAUAGGGACUAGUCUCAGCGUCACGGUCAAUGGAAGGCUCCA
Messenger RNA from Williopsis jadinii, 2280 nucleotides. RefSeq lists its product as uncharacterized. NCBI's taxonomy places the organism in Eukaryota, Fungi, Ascomycota, Saccharomycetes, Phaffomycetales, Wickerhamomycetaceae. The record is from RefSeq and is a predicted model, not a curated record. Gene Ontology annotation, molecular function: ceramide glucosyltransferase activity. The transcript has a single exon. Gene Ontology annotation, biological process: glucosylceramide biosynthetic process. Gene Ontology annotation, cellular component: membrane. The coding region runs from base 331 to 1878 and encodes 515 amino acids.